AAAAUAUUCACCAAUAAUCGAUAAACGCAGAUCAUUACCGACUAGAAAUUUGGAUCGUCAGUUAUCUAAAAUUUUAAGUAUUAAAAAUUAUUUUCUAAAAUAGUUCUUUUCUGCAGUAUAUCCAUGUUACACUUUUAACAUGAAUAUUGUGACGGAUUCAGAGAGUAAAACAUCCUGUGUGUUUUAAAUAUCAACAAUAGGGAAACUUUAAAAUGAAGUUUUUAGUUUUUGUGCUUUUUAUUAAUUCUUGUGCCUCUUGGACGAUGAAGAAUGAUCUACAGAUACAGAAUGAUACACGUAGAUCUAUUCUUCUAAGCCAGUUUGGUUUCUACUCGGGAGGCUAUUUGGAAAUAAUAUUGAGCAAUUUCACGGCAUACUCUCCAAGUGGCUCGACUCUGUUUGGUUUCAGCGUGGAAAGGAACUUUUGUGAACACAGUGCCGAGCCUUAUUUGUAUGGAGAUGGAGAUGUUUGCAUUUUUAAAGAUAUUCAAGUACAGACGAAAGAAAUUGUCAUAUUUUUGUUAGAUUUAGACAAACGCCAGCUUCAAAUGAAAUGCGAAGGUAUAUACAACUAUUUUAAUAUAUACACGCAGAAACACGACUUUGACUCUGGCAUUAUCAAUAAUUGUUCAGAUUUAAAUAUUCCUCUGUUAUCAGCUGAUCAUAAUGGACAUACACAUUAUAGCACAUCGUUCUUAAUGGAAAUAAAAAGCAAACAAAAAGAAGGAUUUUACGCAUUCGGUUUCCAUCGCUGCCCUGUCGAUGAAACGAAAGCAGUAGAAGAAUCCCAAAUAGAUUUCAACAUCGAAUUUUUAGAAGAUAACCCAACCAGAAUGAACCUUCUUGACGAAAACGAAACAUCGACCUCUACUAUAACAACCGAAGAAUCACACGUCGACAUAAAUAUAAACACUCAGCCCAGGCUUCCCUUAAAUAUUAAAAUUUUACCGAAAAUUAAAGCGGUGGACCAUACAACAAUGCAGGAAAUGGAAACCACUACAUCCAUUAGGACGACUUUGACUACUGAUUCAACUCAAACAAAUCCAGUAGAGCCACCAAAAUUACCGAUAUCCACAGUCACAACCGAAGAAACAACUCUACUUACAAGUUCAACAACAACAGUGUUAUCUUCGAGUACUACGACACAAACAGAAGAAACAACUCGACUUACAACAUCAACAACAGUAGUACCUUCAAGUACCACGACGCUAGAAUCAAUGUUACCUUCAGGAACAACUAUACAGGAACCAACUUCCCCUAUUAGCACAACAAUAGAAAAACCUAGUUCACCUACCAGCACAACGAUAGAACAAAGUUCACCUACAACUACAACGAUAGAAGAACCUUCCUUUGCCACAAACAUAGCUACAGAAGGAUCGAGUGUACCUACUAGUAUAACGACAGAACCACCUGUUGACUUUAGUAUGCCUUCUAACAACAGUACAGAUACAUUAAAAGAUGAAAAAUCGUCAGGUAUCCUGUACAUCAUAAUGUCUAUUCUAUUUUUCCUGGUAGCUAUAAUUAUGUUGGUUCUCUUAAUAAAGGCAGGUUUAACACACAAGAUACAUUUUAUGAUGGUCGCAGUGAUGUUUUUAAAGGCCUCAGUUCUAGUGCUACGUGCUGGCGGUUGGUAUUACGUUAGGAAGUAUCGCAAACACUCGCCUAUCCUGGAUAAAGCUUACUAUGGAGUCGAAAUUGCAAGAGGAGGCUUCCAAUCCAUUACUCAAUUACUCUAUGGCACCGGAUGGGAUGUCAGUAAACACACAUUAUCGGCAAAAGAAAAAAUUAUCCUAAUCAUUGCAGCUCCAAUUCAGAUUUUAGCAAUAGCAGGGCAAGUUCUUCUGCCUAAAAGUCAAGAAAAUCCAGCCAAUGUAUCCAACUUAACAACACCAGAAAAUGCAAUGAAUGUAUCCCAGUUACCUUCAAUAGAUCAAAUAGGAUUUAAUUCACUAGCAAAUGCAAUCAACAUAUCCCAGUUACCAUCAAUAGAUCAAAUAGGCUUAAAUUCAACAAUGAUUAAGGUUCAAGCAGCUGCAACAGAUUUAUUAACGGAUUUUCAGAACUCUACGAUGUAUACAACUUUCAGGAUCAUGAUCAUUGUGUUGGAUUGGGCUGGCACAAUAUUUAUGUUGAUUCCAGUGAUUUUGACCAUCAGACAGAUAUGGGCUAGACGACGAUCUGUUGGUAGAUGUGCAAUGUUAAAUAGAUUCCGAGUUUUCUUCGUGCUUCUAUUGGUUUAUAUGUAUGGUACACGUAUUCUUCUCUACGAACUAGAAACAAGAGUACCAAACAGAUGGUCAUUUGUGGACGACCUCGUCAAAGAAGGGUCUACAUUUAUAUUCGUUGUAUUAACUGGAAUCAUUUUUGGUAGACCGCUUCCGGAAAACUCGCAAUUCUCGUUAAGCGUAGAUGAUGAUUACCAGAAUCUUGAAGAAAAUCAAGUUUACAGCCAGCUGCAGAGGUCUCUUGUUAGGCUACGAUUAGUGUUCGUCGUCUUGGCGUUACCGAGUAGUUCCCUGUGUGAAUCUUCUAGUACUACCAAGAUUCUGACCGACGAUUUUCGCUAUAUAGACAUGAGCUCGGAAGCAAGCGAGAAAUAAUAGGUCUCGAGAAUCUUGGUUGCCUAUUGCUUUGAAGUCACUACCCUCGUUGAUUUCCAAAGCCAUUCUACAACCUUUAUAUGGACAAAUUAGAGGAGAACGACAACCACUGCUUGAAAAAAAAGUAGUUCAUUAAUCAUAAUACUAGAGUUGUUAUAUGUGCACAGCAUAAUAGUCUUUAUAUAUCAGCAAAAAGUAUCAUAUAUUUUGAGUUGAAUUAAGACAUUGUAUUAGUUUUAAAUGCACCAGAAGUUUGUUAAUAAAUUAGUAUAUAAGUC
Molecule: messenger RNA, 2878 nt
Organism: Diabrotica virgifera virgifera (western corn rootworm)
Lineage: Eukaryota; Metazoa; Arthropoda; Insecta; Coleoptera; Chrysomelidae
Exons: 9
Coding region: 213-2600 (795 amino acids)
Biological process (GO): transport
Cellular component (GO): Golgi apparatus; membrane
Source: RefSeq, a predicted model, not a curated record